Molecule: messenger RNA, 459 nt
Organism: Brassica napus (rape)
Lineage: Eukaryota; Viridiplantae; Streptophyta; Magnoliopsida; Brassicales; Brassicaceae
Exons: 1
Coding region: 1-459 (152 amino acids)
Source: RefSeq, a predicted model, not a curated record
AUGGCAGUUCUCGCUAGGCUACCAACCCGAGACAGAUUAUCAUCGUGGGGCAUGGCGGUGCCUAGAACCUGUGUAUUUUGUCCUGCUGGGGAUGAAACACAUGAUCAUCUUUUCUUCCAAUGUGCUUAUUCUGCUCGCAUCUGGGCUCUCUUCUCCAGGAGACACAAUGUAUCUUCGAUAGCGGAUUUCUCUUCCUCACUGGCCUUUUGUCAUUGGCUACAUGAUGAUCACUCACCAGAUGUCGCGACUGUUUUCAAGCUUCUGUUGCAGGUCUUUGUCUACACUCUGUGGAGGGAAAGAAACGCUAAAAUCUUCAAAGGAGUGUGCAGUUCCAAGGAUGUUCUGUUUGCGUCUAUGGACCAAGCCAUUCGUGACCGCUUACUGAGCUGUCCGGCAACGCGAACUCAAGCGUGCUCACUCCUUCAGUUAUACUUCUGGUUCAUCGAUCCCUACAGCUAG